CUCUAGAUUACACGGAUAAGAAACGGGACCGUUACGCCAAAUAUCUUGUCGUGUCUAAGUCACGUGACCGGAGUUUACAUACGGGCAUCGCGGCCAUUUGCAAUCAGCAGCGGAAAUGUAACCAAUUUCCUGCAUUUUAUUUUCAUCGUUGCGCAAUGAAUUGAACAGUUUGGCGAACAUGUUUGCGACAGUUAAUAUUUAACCAAUUGAAGUUGCAGUGAAAGUUAACCGUCCGACUAUCAGCAUGCCUGUCCUUAAGCGAGGCAGAUCCAGGUUGUCCAGUAGGAAAGGAGAUUCUAAGAACCAUGGCAAGAAAUCGAUCGACAAACACUCUGCAGUCAACAUUGAGAUUUCUCAAGAAUGUGAGCCAGAGGCGAUGUGUGACUCAGAAAUAGUGACAGCGUCGGAAGUUAUUAUAGACAAGAAAGCAUUCCAGAUAUUUGAGUACACUUACGCCAGUGACAACUUCUUCCGUCAGUGUUUAACAACAUUAAAAUCCGACACUAGUGAAACUGUGACAGAAGCUGAUGAAGGAAGCUUAGACUAUGCAGAUGAAUAUUAUGUGAUAAUAAACAAACAUGCAUUUCAGUACUAUGAGCAUGAUGACCUGGAUUUAUUUGUUCAAUCAAGAAAAGCUAGACUAUUCAGUAAGUUCAAGGAAGACUGCUCAUAUAUUGAUAAUGAUGAUUAUGUGUGCCAUAAGAAAAGUAACUCAGUCCGCUUUGUGCAGAUGUAUGACAGUGAUGAUUUAAUGAAAUUGAAAUUAGCUGUGUCAGUGAAUGAAGAUUUCAGUGUUAGCAUCCAGGUACAUGACAAAAAGUUACCGUCCAACCACGAAAUAUGGAGUUCCAUUCCAAGAAUUUGCACCACCACGUUCACUAUGUCAAGGAUAUUAAGAGAAGUUGGUCGGUUCAAUAUCUGCUCCGGAAAUCCUGACCCAGACCUUCAAACGUUUAUACCAGAAGGAUCGUACUUGGACGCAAGGGAUGGUCCAUCACGACAAGGGCUACGCACAUGUUACACUGGAACAUCUACCAUAAUAUCAACAAACUGUCAGCUCCUUGUUCAAAGCAAACGUUGUAAAUGUUGUCAGAUCUACCGACGUACAUUACGCACUCUACUCUCUAGGCAAGAGAAAACACCGAAAGUGGACACCCCUAAGAAAGACUGGUUGCACUGUCAAACCCCUUUCAACAAGCUGACACCUAAUCAGAAAUUCUACAAGUUUAAGCAACACCAGGAAUACACAAAAACACUGGAACAAGAGAAUGAGAAAUUGAAAAGACAGAUCAAAAAUGAAAUUGACAAAAAUGGAGUGAAAUUAAGCGAAGAUGAAAGCAUGGAUUUUAUGGAACUGCUGGAAAAUUCUAUAGACCAGGGAUGCCCUAGUUCAGAAAGCUUGAUUGACAACGUACACAGCCACUCAGAGGAACAUUCACCUGUCCGAAGACUGACACAGUUUAGUGAUGCAGGCAGCUGGAGAUCACAAUGA
Molecule: messenger RNA, 1492 nt
Organism: Dreissena polymorpha
Lineage: Eukaryota; Metazoa; Mollusca; Bivalvia; Myida; Dreissenidae
Exons: 4
Coding region: 245-1492 (415 amino acids)
Source: RefSeq, a predicted model, not a curated record